ACAGAGUUAUUCUCGUAAAAAGAGCUUUAAUGGACCCAGGGGAAGUGCAGCACAACAGUAUCUCAUUUCCGCGGGUUAGUUGUGUAUGUACUCUAAGACAGCUGACUCUGUUACUUCCUUUGCUCAGAGCUCUUCCAGCGCGUCCUCGUUUCUUUUUGCAACAACAAAACUUUCUCACUGCAAUUCCCAGCAGCCCCCUCUGCGCCUCUGGACACGCAGCAGCAGCAGCCCUCGACACGAGAAGGAGCCUGAAAGCAGGAGCUGAACUUUGCAGAGAUGGGCGCCUGCUAAUCCGCCCCCCGCUGUUAUUUCAGGAGCUGGAAGCCGACGCGCAGACGAGCGGCGGGCAGGGCGACGGCGAGGGUCCGUCAUGUCGGCUCGCAAGCAGGACCCGGCGUCGCACCGGGGCAGCGGGGCAGCGCUGAAGUGGAGACCGCCAGUCAGCUCCGUCUCGCUGAGACGCAGCUCGGCGGUGCUGCCGUCCGUGCUGACGUUUGCGGUGAUCGUGGCGUCCGGCGGCCUGCUGCUCAUGAUAGAAAAGGGGAUGUUGAAUAAUAUGGACACCCCGUCGCCCCGGGGUCCCGGCGGCAGGGCGGAUUACGCGAGGAACACCCGAACGCAAGACUCCGCCGCAGACGCGGAUUCUCAGAUAAUUCAAGAAAUAUGUAACCGUACCAUCAAGACAGUCUGCAGCCAGAAGAAUAUGCCUCACAGCGUCUGGGACUUGAGUCCCCUCCAGAGGAAGACCGUCCUUCAGCACAUUUUGGUGAACGACGAGCACAAGUUCCUGUACUGCUACGUGCCCAAAGUCGCUUGUUCCAACUGGAAGCGGGUCAUGAAGGUCCUGGGCGGCACCCUGGAGAACGUGGAAGUGAAAAUCAAGAUGGACCACAGGAGUGGCCUGGUGUUCCUGGGAGACCUGAAGCCGGAGGAGAUCAGGCACCGGCUGCAGACCUACUUCAAGUUCCUGUUCGUGAGGGACCCCAUGGAGCGGCUGCUGUCGGCCUACAGGAACAAGUUCGGGGAGAUCGAGGCCUACCAGAAGAAGUACGGCGUGGAGAUCGCCAGGAGGUACAGGAAGGACCCGGGGAACACGGCGGGGGACGACGUCACGUUCACCGAGUUCGUGCGCUACCUGUUGGACGAGGACGUGGAGCGCAUGAACGAGCACUGGAUGCCGAUUUACAACCUGUGUCAGCCGUGCGCGGUGAACUACAACUUCAUCGGCGCCUACGAGAGGCUGGAGGCGGACGCCAGCCACGUGCUGCACCGCGUGGGCGCGGCCCCCCACGUCAAGUUCCCCGAAAGGCAAACCUGGUACAAACCGGUGACGGCACAGACGGUGCACUACUACCUGUGCGGCGUGCCACAGAAACUGCUAAGGGAGCUGCUCCCGAAGUACAUACUGGAUUUCUCCCUCUUCGCCUAUCCUCUUCCCAAUACAACCAAUGAGUUUUGCAGACAUUAAGGCGACAUUUUCUGAAGGAAACCUGUGAUACGUUUAUUUUUCCUAACCCUGGUGGCUAGCAAUCUUUUAUAUAAAUGGUUAAGAUGUUACAUUGUGUUUUUUUUUUACAGCAUUGAGGUGCGUUUGUACAUAAAACAGGGAAAAACAACAAAAAAAGACCAAGUGCCAUAUUACAAUCACUGUUGAAGGUCGGAAGGUUGAAUGAUAAGUUGUUUUAGCGACCUAUCAAUUUAUAAAGAUUAUAAUGGAAAUAAAGUGCUCCAUCUGGGUGCCUUUUCUUAACA
Lepisosteus oculatus (spotted gar) is the source of this 1752-nucleotide messenger RNA. It is a transcript of the gene chst14, whose product is annotated as carbohydrate (N-acetylgalactosamine 4-0) sulfotransferase 14. Gene Ontology annotation, cellular component: membrane. Gene Ontology annotation, biological process: dermatan sulfate proteoglycan metabolic process; carbohydrate biosynthetic process. The record is from RefSeq and is a predicted model, not a curated record. Gene Ontology annotation, molecular function: sulfotransferase activity. Lineage: Eukaryota; Metazoa; Chordata; Actinopteri; Semionotiformes; Lepisosteidae.